CACGCGCGCAGACCUGCGAACCCGGCAAGCUGCGCGGAGUUCCGAGCCCCUGGCCGCCCUGGCCCUUGUGGCCAGGGAGCGCCUCACGAGGUAAGGCGCUCGCCUGGCCGGCUCCUGGAGUGCUCCUGCCUUCUCGCGCCCGCCCUGGCUCCGAAUUCAGCCUCGUCACACCCGCUCCUCAGAGCCGAUGGCACAGUCCGGGCCCGGGUCGGCGACGAGGAGUCGCGAGAAAAGCAGCGCCUGGGGUUUGCUUUUUUAUUUGCGUGUGUGUAUCAUUCACAGAUGUCUACUAGUAAUAGGCAGCAUAACAAAAUGAGUCCAUGGAAACGGUUGCUAGGCUGACUUAACAGCAGCCUACGGAAGUUUUCAGACGCUUAGGUAACAAUGGAGCUACUGAACCAAUGCAGCGCCCCUUCCGGUUUCUUCAUCUCUCGCCUAGCUCAGCUUUCCCAGGGUUGCCUUUGACCCCGGAAGUGAGGCUUUCCGGGUUCCUCCCUCCCUAAGAUGGCAGCAGCCGAAGACGAGUUACUGUUACCGCGGCUCCCUGAGCUGUUCGAAACCAGCAAGCAGCUUUUGGACGAACUGGAAAUCGCAACUGAGCCCACCGGCUCCCGAAUAAUCCAAGAUAAGGUGUUCAAGGGACUGGAUCUCCUGAAGAAGGCUGCUGAAAUGUUGUCGCAGCUCGACUUGUUCAGCCAAAAUGAAGAUUUGGAGGAGAUCGCGUCCACCGACCUCAAGUACCUGAUGGUGCCAGCAUUUCAAGGAGCGUUCGCCAUGAAACAAGUCAAUCCCAGCAAGCGUCUAGAUCAUUUGCAGUGGGCUCGAGAACACUUUUUAAACUACUUAACUCAGUGCCAGCACUAUCAUGUGGCAGAGUUUGAGCUGCCCAAAACCAAGACCAACUCAGCUGAAAAUAACACUGCUAAUUCCUCCAUGGCCUAUCCUAGCAUCGUUGCUAUGGCAUCUCAGAGACAGGCUAAAAUAGAGAGAUACAAGCAGAAGAAGGAGGUGGAGCAUAGGUUGUCUGCACUGAAAUCUGCUGUGGAAAGUGGUCAAGCAGAUGAUGAGCAUGUUCGUGAAUAUUACCUCCUUCACCUUCGAAGGUGGAUUGGUAUCAGCUUAGAAGAGAUUGAGAGCAUUGACCAGGAGAUAAAGAUCUUGAGAGAAAAAGACUCCACAAAAGAGGCAUCAACUUCUCAGUCAUCUCGUCAGGACAGGCCUCCAAUGAAACCGUUUGUUCUCACUCGGAACAUGGCCCAAGCCAAAGUAUUUGGAACUGGUUAUCCAAGUCUGGCAUCUAUGACAGUGAAUGACUGGUAUGAACAGCAUCGGAAAUUUGGAGUAUUACCAGAUCAGGGAAUAGCCAAGACAACGUCAGGUAAGGGAAGAUCAUCAUAACUACAAGAUCAACUAGUAAUGGGCAUCUGUGUAAGCAGAAAGAGUUGGCCAUCUGAAAGACCUGAAAACGGGAGAAUUCCAAAACAGCAAACAGUAUUCACUAAAAAGUGUGGCAUUCUGACAGGUGUAAGGUGCUGUUUCAUUGCAUUUGAGGUGGUUUUGAUUCACAUUUCCCUCGUGAUUAGUGAUGUUGAGCAUCUUUUCAUGUGCCUGUUGGUCAUCUGUGUGUCUUCUUUGGAAAAUGUCUAUUUAGAUCUUCUGCCCAUUUUGUAAUCAGAUUGUUUGUAUUGAGUUGUCUGAGUUCUUAAUAUAUUUUGGAUAUUAACCCCUUAUCAGACAUAUCAUUUGCCAGUAUCUUCUCCCAUUCGGUAGUUUUUUGUCUUGCUGAUGGUUCCCUUUGCUGUGCAAAAGCUUUUUAGUUUUCAUAUGGUCCCAUUUGUUUAUUUUUGCUUUUGUUGUCCUUGCCUGAGGAGACUGAUCAAAAAAGAAAAUAUUGCUAAGACUGACUUCAAAGAACAUACCACCUAUGUUUUCUUCUAGAUGUUUUAUGGUUUUAGAUCUUAUAUUUAAGUCUUUAAUUCAUUUUGACUUUAUUUUUGUAAGCGAUGUGAAAAAAUGGUCUAGUUUUAUUUUACAUAUAGCUAUCGUGUUUUCCCAACACCACUUAGCCAUAAAAAAGAAUGAAAUCUUGCAAUUUGUGACAAUAUGGAUGGAUCUGUAGGGUAUUAUGCUAAGUGAAAUAAGUCAGAGAAAGAUGAAUACUGUAUGUUUUCACUUAUAUGUGGAAUCUAAAAUAUAAAAAAAAAUGAGCCCCCCAAACCCAGAAACAGACUCAUAGAUACAGAGAACAAACUAGUGGUUGCCAGAAGGGAGAAGAAUGGGAGGAUGGGUGCAAUAGGUGAAGGGGAUUAAAAGAUAUUUACCAGUUAUAAAAUAAAUAAGUCACAAGGAUGUAACUUAUGGUACAAAGAAUACAGUCAAUAAUAUUAUAAUACCUUUGUAUGAUGCAUAACCUGUACAAAUAUAGAAUCACUGUGUUGUACAUCUGAAACAAAUAUUGUAAGUCACCUAUACUUCAAUUAAAAAAU
Molecule: messenger RNA, 2486 nt
Organism: Dama dama (fallow deer)
Lineage: Eukaryota; Metazoa; Chordata; Mammalia; Artiodactyla; Cervidae
Gene: IGBP1
Product: immunoglobulin binding protein 1
Exons: 6
Coding region: 505-1398 (297 amino acids)
Biological process (GO): regulation of dephosphorylation; regulation of signal transduction
Cellular component (GO): cytosol
Molecular function (GO): protein phosphatase 2A binding
Source: RefSeq, a predicted model, not a curated record